AUGAAACAACAAGGCAGACCUUCCAUUAUUUCGCUCGAAGAUCUGGAUUGCCAGUCUUUUGGUGGCCUGUUUAUUCAUCUGCUCAGCGAAGCCAUCCAGUACUCUGAGAAUAAUAUUUCACAAUUCGGCAUACCAAGAGACCAUACCAACAAUGCUUCGAAAACAAGUCAAGCAAUACAACAAUGUUUUAGCCACGGUGAAGAGCUCGACUCUUUAAUAGCAUUCACUAACACAGCUUCAACCAUACCUACAAUAAUUAAGAGAUUGGGACAACAUUGUCUUGCAUAUGGUCACGAAGUAUAUACUUGGGGAGAGAAUAGUAAAGGAGAAGUUGGUGAUGGUACCAUUGAACCUCGUGUGGUACCAUUGAAAGUCUGUUCUUGGGAUUUGCAGGGUCCAAAGAUGGUAGAACAAGUGGCUGCAGCACCAUACGUUUUUUAUGCCAUUGAUCAAUUUGGUAAACUUUAUGCUUGGGGAAAAAACAACAGAGGACAAUUAGGAGAUAGAACAACCAUUGACAAGAACAAACCAAUCAACGUUUACAUGGAAGGCGCUUUACUCAACAAAGCAGUAACUCUUGUUUGCGGAGGUGAUCUUCACACAGUUGUACUGACGACCGACAAUCAAUUGUACUCAUUUGGAGACAAUCAAUAUGGACAAUUAGGUUUAGGAUACGAAUCUGCUGCAGACUAUAUCAUGGAAGCUGUACCAAUACCAAACCUGCUGAACUUGGUGAUGAAACCAUUGUUGAUUUACAAUGCGGAGAUUACCACAC
Messenger RNA from Naegleria lovaniensis, 775 nucleotides. RefSeq lists its product as uncharacterized. The record is from RefSeq and is a predicted model, not a curated record. The annotation marks the transcript as partial. The transcript is spliced from 3 exons. NCBI's taxonomy places the organism in Eukaryota, Heterolobosea, Eutetramitea, Acrasida, Naegleriidae.